GGUCGUUUUUUAUAGUUAGUCUCUGUCGUGCAAGUCAUGAUUAGACACAUUAUUCUUUAAGCUUCCCGAUUAGCUUAUUAAAUAUCGUCUUACCUUUAUACCGCAUUUAUUCAUUAGUGUAUUUUUUUACACAUUUUUAUACAAUUAAUUAUUUUAUAAAAAAAAUUAACCUGAUAAUUUUUGUUUUGGCACUGUUAUUGUUUAAACCGUUCUAAGCCGUGCACUCCACGAUUCGGCUUUUUAUUGUCCAAUGUCUGGUGCUGAAGUACUAGACACCUCCUGUGAAUUGCCGGCUAAGAAGCGUAAACUGGCUUCCGGUGAAUCUGCUACAGUGUCUUCAGAAGUACCAAAAACUCAGGUAAUGAUGUCAACUAAGAAUGGUCUUGGAGAAAUCGACGAGGGUUUAUACUCUCGUCAACUUUAUGUGCUGGGACAUGAUGCCAUGCGAAAAAUGGCUACUUCUGACGUAUUAAUGAGUGGUCUCGGUGGUCUUGGUGUCGAGAUUGCUAAAAAUAUUAUACUAGGAGGUGUGAAAUCAGUAACACUUCAUGAUACUACUCUGUGUACAUAUAGUGAUUUAUCCUCUCAAUUUUAUUUGAGUAAAAAUGAUAUUGGUAAAAAUAGAGCUGUUAUUAGUUGUCCUAAAUUGGCUGAGCUUAAUUCUUAUGUCUCAGUUGAAUCGUAUACAUGUGAAUUAACAGAAGAUUAUAUUAAAAAGUUCAAAGUUGUUGUUUUAACUGAAACAACUUUAGAUGAACAACUACGCAUAUCAAAAGUAACACAUGCAAAUAAUAUUGCUUUAAUUAUUGCUGAUACUAGAGGUGUAUUUUCUCAAGUAUUUUGUGAUUUUGGUGAGGAAUUUAUUGUAACAGACACAACUGGUGAAAAUCCAAUCUCUGUUAUGGUUGCAGGUAUAACUAAAGAUAAACAAGGUGUUGUUACAUGUUUAGAUGAAACACGCCAUGGUUUAGAAGAUGGAGAUUAUGUUACGUUCCAUGAAGUACAGGGUAUGGCUGAUUUAAAUGGGUGUAUACCAAAAAGAAUAACUAGUCUUGGGCCAUACACUUUUAGUAUAGGUGAUACUACAUCCUUCUCUGAUUAUGUGAAAGGUGGUAUUGCUACACAAGUUAAAAUGCCAAAAAAAUUGUCUUUUAAAUCUUUAGAAAAUUCUUUAAAUGAUCCUGAGUAUUUAAUAUCUGAUUUUGGGAAGUUUGAUAGACCUUCACAAUUACAUUUGGCUUUUAAUACACUCCAUCAAUUCAGAAAUAAAUACAAUCGCUUACCAAUUCCUUGGAGUGUUGAAGAUGCAAAUAAAUUUAUCGAAGUAGCAGAAAGUAUAGUUGCAGAAAAUGUAGUACCUGAAAGUGAAGUACCAGUAAGUAAAAAAGAAGUAGCAAAAAAUACAAAUUCCAUGAAAAUUGAUGUUGAACUUUUAAAGACAUUUUCCAAAGUUUGUGCUGGAAAUAUAAAUCCUAUGACGUCUUUUAUUGGUGGUAUUGUAGCUCAAGAAGUAAUGAAAUCGUGCUCUGGAAAAUUCAACCCAAUUUUUCAAUGGUUAUAUUUUGAUGCAGUUGAAACUUUACCUGAAAAUGUUUCUGAAGUAGAUGCAAAACCUUCUGGAAAUAGAUAUGAUGGACAAGUUGCUGUUUUUGGUCAAAAAUUUCAAACAAAUCUUGGUAACUUAAGGUACUUUGUUGUUGGUUCUGGUGCUAUUGGUUGUGAGUUAUUAAAAAACUUUGCUAUUAUGGGUGUGGGAUGUGGAAAUGGAAAAAUCUAUGUCACAGAUAUGGAUUUAAUAGAAAAAUCAAAUUUAAAUAGACAGUUCUUAUUUAGAGAACAACAUGUUCAGAAGUCAAAAUCUAAAAUUGCAGCUGAAGCUAUCAAAUGUAUGAAUCCUGAUGUGAAGGUUGAACCUCAAACUAAUAGAGUAUGUCCAGAGACAGAAUCAACUUAUAAUGAUACAUUUUUUGAAAGCUUAGAUGGAGUUGCGAAUGCUUUAGAUAAUGUUGAUGCACGCAUAUACAUGGAUAGACGUUGUGUAUUUUACAAAAAACCUCUUCUAGAAUCUGGAACUUUGGGUACAAAAGGUAAUACUCAAGUUGUUAUACCUAAUUUAACUGAAUCUUAUAGUACUUCUCAGGAUCCACCAGAAAAAAGUAUACCAAUUUGUACCCUAAAAAAUUUUCCUAAUGCUAUUGAACACACAUUACAGUGGGCAAGAGAUAUGUUUGAGGGUUUAUUUAAACAAUCACCUGAGAAUGUAAAACAAUACUUAGAGAACCCAGCUACUUUUGUCGAACGCACUAAUCGUUUACCAGGACUUCAACCAGUAGAAAUUAUGGAAAGUACUCGAUCUUCUAUAGUUGAACGUCCAAAUAACUUAGAUGAUUGUAUUGCAUGGGCUAGAUUACAUUUUGAAGAACAGUUUACAAAUCAAAUAAAGCAGCUUUUAUUUAACUUUCCACCUGAUCAAAUGACAUCAAGCGGGCAACCAUUUUGGUCAGGACCAAAAAGGUGUCCUAAGCCUAUUUUGUUUGAUGUAAACAAUAUUUUACACCUGGAUUACAUUUUUGCAGCAGCAAAUUUAAGAGCACAAACUUAUAACAUACAACAAGUUAGGGAUCGAGCUUAUAUUUCUAAUGUUGUAAGUUCAGUGAAAGUUCCUGAAUUUGUACCGAAAUCCGGUUUGAGGAUUGCAGAAAAUGAUUCACAAAUUACUAAUGGUUCAUCAAAUUAUGAUUCGAGUAAACUUAAUAAAAUACUAAAAGAUUUACCACCAGCUAAUGAUCUUACAGAUUUGAAAAUAGUGCCUUUAGAAUUUGAAAAAGAUGAUGAUAAAAAUCUACACAUUGAUUAUAUUGUAGCUGCAUCUAAUUUAAGAGCAACAAAUUAUGAAAUACAACCUGCUGAUCGCCAUAAAAGUAAAUUGAUUGCUGGUAAAAUUAUUCCUGCAAUUGCUACAACAACUUCAGUAGUUGCAGGACUUGUAUGUCAAGAAUUAAUUAAGUUAGCUAUGGGCUUUAAAGAACCUGAAAAAUACAAAAAUGGUUUUGUUAAUUUAGCAUUACCUUUCUUUGGCUUUUCAGAGCCUUUGCUUGCACCCAAGUUUAAGUAUUAUGAUAUUGAAUGGACAUUAUGGGAUCGUUUUGAAGUAGAAGGUGAAUUAACAUUAAAUGAAUUUUUAAAUUAUUUCAAAGAGAAACAUUCAUUAGAAAUUACUAUGCUGUCUCAAGGAGUUUGUAUGCUUUAUUCAUUUUUUAUGCCUAAUGCUAAGAGAGAAGAACGAAUCAAUAUAAAAAUGUCUGAAAUUGUACGUAAUGUUUCAAAAAAAAAAAUUGAGCCUCAUGUCAAAUCAUUGGUUUUUGAAAUAUGUUGUAAUAACUUAGAAGGUGACGAUGUAGAAGUACCUUAUGUUAAAUACAAUCUACCAAAAGAUUUUCAAUAUUAAGAUGUGAUGCGUCAAUAAAAUCAGAAAUGAAUUUUCAAAAUUAAAAUAGCUAAAAUAUAAUUAUACAUAAUAUAUAUAUAUACCUAAUAAGUGAUAUUGUGUUAGUUGUCACAUACACUAUGAAACUAAUGUUUUUUUACUUAAGAUGUUGAAUAAAAUGUAUUUUUCAUAAUUCGUAAUCCAUUAUAAAUUCUGGUGUUUUGGCUUAUCUUAGAAAACAUAUUUAUUUUCAUAUCUAUUAAUUGAACUCAAUAGAAUUGUAAUAAAAUGAUGUGAUUUAUUCAAUUCAGUUAAUUUUAUAAUUUAAUAACUUUUAAUUAAAUUAUGCUAUGUGUGUUUA
Daktulosphaira vitifoliae (grape phylloxera) is the source of this 3788-nucleotide messenger RNA. RefSeq names its product ubiquitin-like modifier-activating enzyme 1 (gene Uba1). The record is from RefSeq and is a predicted model, not a curated record. Lineage: Eukaryota; Metazoa; Arthropoda; Insecta; Hemiptera; Phylloxeridae. Gene Ontology annotation, cellular component: cytoplasm; SUMO activating enzyme complex. The transcript is spliced from 2 exons. Bases 251 to 3448 code for a protein of 1065 amino acids. Gene Ontology annotation, molecular function: SUMO activating enzyme activity. Gene Ontology annotation, biological process: protein sumoylation.